AUGCAGUUUCUGAUGGCUGUGGAGCCACAGCCCAUUUUCAUACCAAGCUGGAAGACUGAGACCAAAUAUUCUACCAGAGUGCUUACUGGAAACGGGGUGGAAGAGAGGAGGAAAUGCACUUACAGAAAAGAGUGUGUGCCCUUCCCAGGCCACAGACCUGACCAGAUCUCCAGGUGGUACGGGAAGAGGAGAGUGGAAAAGCUUCCUGGUGAGCUCCCAGGGACUAUAGACAGCAUCACCUUCAUUUCCCUUCAAGCAAUCCAAUUCACAGACGACAUGUGGCCUCCAGGAUCCCAGAAAUUCAAUGUCACUGAGAAGGUCCUGCGGAAGCUGCUCGGAUCUUGUCUGAAAAGGACCAGUGUGGGACCCCUGUACCCCAGCUGCUGA
Messenger RNA from Erinaceus europaeus (western European hedgehog), 387 nucleotides. Its product is annotated as cilia- and flagella-associated protein 107-like. Bases 1 to 387 code for a protein of 128 amino acids. NCBI's taxonomy places the organism in Eukaryota, Metazoa, Chordata, Mammalia, Eulipotyphla, Erinaceidae. The record is from RefSeq and is a predicted model, not a curated record. The transcript has 4 exons.